AUGACUGCUGAGGAGUCGAAAUCGACAUAUUCCGGCACGUCGGAAUGUGGAGGUCAUCCGCCCUCUAGCAUCACAGAGGACAUAUAUCCCGUGCAUACUCUGGACGACACUAAAACAUUUCGUAUGUUCAUUAAUUGGACAAUGUGCUUUAACGAUGUUCUUGACCCCGAAAAAUUACACAAUUCUUUGUCGAGACUACUCAACAUUGGGGACUGGAGAAAGCUUGGGGGCCGGCUUAGGGUCAAGGAUAACGGAAAGCUGGAGGUCUAUGUCCCACGUCCGUUUACAGCUGAACAGCAAGCCGUGAUAUUCACUCAUGCUGCCUUUGGUAUGAGAAUAGAGGAGCACCCGGUGGCCUGCCGUUUUCCUAGGCCAACCGAUCGCCCGUAUAUUCAACAUGUUUCUCAGGAGUUCCUGCCCUUCAUGGCACGGCGGAACUUUCCAGCUACGAUUGAAGAAAUGAUACGGCAGAAUUUACCUCAAAUAUCACUGCACAUUACUUCAUUCAGUGAUGUAACCCUUGUUGCUCUUACUUGGCCUCACAUCAUGAUGGACGCUAUAGGCCAACAGGCCUUACUGCAUGGAUGGUCGUUGGUGCUAGCUGGCGAGGACGAAAAGGUCCCACCAUUUCUGGGCGCGCGAGAAGACAUCCUCUGGGAGGCAGAAAGCUCAAUCAACUAUGGAGGGCAGGGAGAGUCUGUGCUCGAACGGAAACGUCUGACGGGGUUGAGUAAGCUCAUGUUCAUAUUCCGAUUUUUGUGGGACAAAUUCUGGAAUCCUCCCAGGGAAUAUCGGUUAGUAUUUCUUCCCAGAAAUGCCUUUGAACGACUGCAAAGGCGGAUCCAAGGGGAAGUCGCCGAAACCGCUCAAAGCGGUGGUCAGAUUCCUUUUGUCAGCGAAGGUGACAUUCUCACAGCAUGGGUCACUCACGUGGUGGCAUCAUCUGAGCCAAAGCUACGUCCGAUAACUGUAGCGGUCAUCUCUAACGCCCGGUUCCGGCUUCCGCUAUUGAUAAAAUCAGGAGGCGUAUACGUCCAGAAUAUGUUAUAUCCGAUCUUCGCAUUUUUAUCCUCUCAUCUCGCUAGAGGACCUGCUGGACCGAUUGCUCUCAGCCAUCGACGUCAACUCGCUGAACAGAUGACUGAGCAACAGACACUUCAUUUGUUGAAGACCAUGCGCCGGGAUAUCGAGUCUCGUGGAAAUCCGAGACUCGAAUUUGGAGAGUCAAACGCUUCCAUUAUUGUAUUCAAUAACUUGACCAAGGCCGAAAUAAUCAAAGCUGCCAACUUUGGCCCAGCAGUUUUACGCCAAGGCGAGGCAACAAAUUUUAGGAGCAACCUUCCAGGGACUAUGGAGACAUUCUUUGCCCGAGACAUCAAUAUGGCUGUGCCUGCGAGGUAA
Messenger RNA from Penicillium arizonense, 1401 nucleotides. RefSeq lists its product as uncharacterized. The record is from RefSeq and is a predicted model, not a curated record. NCBI's taxonomy places the organism in Eukaryota, Fungi, Ascomycota, Eurotiomycetes, Eurotiales, Aspergillaceae. The coding region runs from base 1 to 1401 and encodes 466 amino acids. The transcript has 3 exons.